CAAAUCUUGUUCCAAUGUAUCGAAAUCCAAACUGUGUAACACGUACUUGAUGUUCAAGUAGAUAAGUACAAUAAAUCUGAUUGCACAUAGCAUAUUUAUUUCAUUCAGCGUGCAUUUUUAAACAACUUUAAAAAUUAGCUAUCAAUCAAAGAGGACUCAUUCGUUUAUAUUUUAUGUACUUAUAUCAUUUUAUAGCAUUCUUGAAAAAUAUUUUUCUUGUCUUGAAACUAUUCCAUCUCAUCAUGGUUUGCCGGUUUUUAAUAUUUAUAUCUUGUUUUACUGUUGCUUUAAGUAAUACUAAUGUUGAAGUUAAAAACGAAGAAGAUUUAGGUGUUAAAUAUGCAAACCGGUGUGAAGUGUGCAAAAUUUUAGCUACAGAAUUGCAAAGUAGACUAGAAGAAACGGGUAAAAUACAUGAUGUGCUCGAAAUAGGAUACUCUCUAGAUGAUGUGCAACCUAAAAAAAGAACUAAAUAUCAAAAAUCUGAACUUAGGUUAAUUGAAUCUUUGGAAGGUGUUUGUGAAAAAAUUUUAGAGUACAAUAUACACAAAGAAAGACAGGAUAGUACUAGAUUUGCAAAAGGCAUGAGUCAAACAUUCAAAACAUUGCACGGACUUGUUGACAAAGGUGUGAAAGUUGAUUUAGGCAUUCCACUUGAAUUGUGGGAUAAACCUUCUGCUGAAAUUACACAUAUGAAAACUCAAUGUGAAAGUCUUCUUGAAGAAAAUGAAAGUGAAAUAGAAGAUUGGUAUUGGAAUUUACAAGGCAAAAUUGAUUUAAAGCACCACUUGUGCACAAACCAUGCUUUGAAAAACAUAGACAAUUCUUGCUUAUUUGAAGAUAUAAAAGGCGACUCAGGUGACAAGGAUGAGCUUUAAUUUAAUAAAUUUGAUAGUCUCAAAGCUUACCAGUGAUUUUAUGAUUAAUGUUUAGCUAACUUAUGAUAAUAUAAACCAUGUUAAGUUACUUUUGCUUUGUUGUUCUGUUAUGAAAGACAAACAGGUCAAAAAUAAUUGUUAUAUUUUGACUUUGGAAUUUAAGGAAUCUUAUUGCAUAGCACCAUUAGCAUUUCAAAAGUUUAUUUAGUUGAUAGUGAACUAGUAGUAUCUAAAAAUUAAAACAAUCCAGCUAUGUUAUGUUUGUUUUUAAUUAAAUUGUGUAGAUUCAAUACAAUAUUACUAAGAACAAAAGACUGUUGUAGAUUAUUCUAUACUGUGUUCUAUAAUUAAUUUUAAACUACAUACAUUUUAUAGUACAAUAUCUUCCUUUGUUCAGAUGGCAAUUUAUAAAUAAUUUACAACAAUGUUCCUUUUUAUUUUACUAUAGGAGUAAUAAUAUUAAUAUCAUAAAAAUUGUAUCAUGUAUGCUAUGUAAAACAUGAUGACUGAGUUAAAAAAAAUUAACACUUCAAGAAUAUGUUUUUUUGUGUAAUAUGUGUUAUUUGAUAAUCUGUUUUAUACUAACAUUACAGUACAGUAUUAUCAUUGUUGGGACAUUCCAGCAAUAUCAGAAUUCAACUUCCUUUCAUAUAAUGUUUCCAGCUGUAUCAAUAGAAGAAAUUGUAAUAAUAUUAGUUCUGAGUACAAUAAAAUGAUU
Messenger RNA from Vanessa tameamea, 1596 nucleotides. RefSeq names its product protein canopy 4 (gene CNPYb). Bases 174 to 878 code for a protein of 234 amino acids. NCBI's taxonomy places the organism in Eukaryota, Metazoa, Arthropoda, Insecta, Lepidoptera, Nymphalidae. The record is from RefSeq and is a predicted model, not a curated record. The transcript has a single exon.